Messenger RNA from Culex quinquefasciatus (southern house mosquito), 915 nucleotides. Its product is annotated as cuticle protein 12.5. The record is from RefSeq and is a predicted model, not a curated record. The transcript is spliced from 3 exons. Lineage: Eukaryota; Metazoa; Arthropoda; Insecta; Diptera; Culicidae. The coding region runs from base 97 to 522 and encodes 141 amino acids.
GCCUCCGAAAGACAUUACAGUUCAGUGUUCUCAACGUGUAACACACAGUUCAAAUCUCUUUCUUCUCUUCGAGAAACCAAACCAAACACCAUCAAAAUGUACAAGUUCUUGGCUCUGCCCCUGUUCUUCGCCGCCGUCUCGGCCGGAUACAUCGGAGCUCCCCUGGCCUACAGCGCCCCAGCUUACGGACAUGCCUACGGUGCCCCGGCGUACGGACAUGCCUACGGAGCCGCCUAUGGCCAUGCCGCCAUUGCGCACGCCCCACUGGCCUACCAUGCCCCGGUCGUGAAGGCCGUCGCCCCGCUGGCCUACCACGCCCCGGUCGUCAAGGCCGUCGCCCCAGUUGCCACCUCGUACGCCAACACCUACAAGGUCUCCGUUAAGGCCCCGGUCGCCUAUGCCGCCCCAGUUGCCUACGCCGCCCACGCCCCAGCUGUGGCCUACGCUCACCAUGGCCCAGCCGUCGUUGCCGCCCCGGCCUACCACGCCCCUCUGGGUUAUGCCCACAGCUACCUGCACUAAGCGGUGCUAGGACGACUGCCACCCAAAAACCCAUCACCAUCACACCUCUCUAACACACCACAACAGUCUUCCUCUUUUAAUUUUCUACAACCUAUUUUCCUUGCGCGGAUUUUCCGCUGAGAUUGAACCACCCCCCUCAAACGAAGUCAUCAUCUCAAGAGAGAAUAGCAACCAGAGUGUGUGUGCAUGUGAAAAAUCAGCAGACGCAAAAAAAGCACAGAACAAAACGAGUCUAAUUGUGUACAUAUGAUGAAUAGGUCUUUUUGUAUUUAUUUGUGAAGAAAAAACAGCAAACGCAAAAAAAAGAAACAAUAAAAAGCUCAAGAAUAAGUUCCACUUCUUACGCCGCGUAAAAAGUGCAACUUAUUUUGCAAUUGUAAAACAUAAAAACAA